Messenger RNA from Physcomitrium patens, 3551 nucleotides. RefSeq lists its product as uncharacterized. NCBI's taxonomy places the organism in Eukaryota, Viridiplantae, Streptophyta, Bryopsida, Funariales, Funariaceae. Gene Ontology annotation, molecular function: proton-transporting ATPase activity, rotational mechanism. The record is from RefSeq and is a predicted model, not a curated record.
UAAAGGCCGCUGAGUGUUUGCAGUUGUGGCAAAAAAAUUCGCCGCGUUUGUAAUGCGGUGCCUUCCUCUGUGGAUCAGUGAUUUUGUAUAGGAGAAGACCUUUGCUGUGGCGUUUAAUUGUAUUAUAUACGAACCUUUUCAUAGAUUAUUUCGUUUGGAGAAAUCAGCUUUAGGAAUGGUUGUGUGAGCCGUUUGGUAGGGUUUGUGUUGCUGAUAUCAGAAUGGUUGGAAUGGAGAGUUGCGGUUGCACAGUUGCUUGGUGGAUUUGUUUCGUGACCUAGGAAGGACUUUGCGGGAUUCUACAGGAAGUCGCUUCGCACGUGGAAUUGGAUGACUUGAGCCUCUCUGUCACAGGAGAGAAAGAGCUUGAACUCGUUGUUUUUUGUUGAUACUCUGGCGAAAGGAGGACAUGACUCUGUGAUGGAUGUUGAGGAUAGGGAGAUCGCAAAAUGUGGUUUAGAUUUUGUACGAGAUUAGUGGAGGAUCUUGAUGUUUUUGAAGGUGUGCGGCGAUUUCGACGUUUUUUUAUGUUUGGAUUGCGGACGGGUGUGCCAUGUGUCUGCAUGGAUUCCAGUAAUGUGAUUAUUGAAAGGCAGCGAAUCGGCCCUGGUCAUGAAUCUUCGAAGCGGUGAUUGACCAGCGGACACCGCGAUGCAUUCUGGUUAAUGAUAUCAAUGCGAAUUUCUACAAAAAUCUCAAUACUUUAUCUCGUAUUUAAACGUGCGCUGAUUCUUUACACAUUUGCAUGAAUGAUACUCUUGAAACGAUGAUUUCUUCGUGAGGAUAUUCAGGUUAUCAGUUUGAUCGAUCUUUUGACGUUGAAAAGCACAAGUCCAUGUCUUGAAAUUGAAUGCGACUAGUGAAGCUUCGAUUGGGAAUGUGAGGCUUAGGUGUUUGAUAAAGUCGCGAGAAUGGUGAUUUGCUUCAUCGUUUGAAGGUUUGGAAAUAUCAUGAUCAUAACAUGCUUGAAUUUUCAUGAGAGUGGCCAUGCUCGAGAGAGGAUGGGGACAGGCAGCGAGUGUUUUUGGGAGGUUUUAGAUAUUACGGAUAAAAUCAGGCAUGUGGUAAUUGAUAUACAAGUGUUUUGAGUGGUGAAUCUUUGCAGAUUGUUGAGAUUAAGUGAUUAGAAAACAGGGUGUAAAUUAAGGUGCAUAGGAGGAAAAAAGUGGUAGGGGUAAAUGUCAGGGCAAACGCAGCGACUAAAUGUUGCUCCGACCAUCACCAUGAUGGGAGUGGUGAAGACUCGGCUAAUGGGCGCCACCAAGGGACACCAGAUGUUGAAAAGGAAAAGUGAUGCCCUUACCCUGCAGUUCCGGCAAAUAAUGAAGCGCAUUGUGGAAACUAAGCAAUCUAUGAGAGAUCUCAUGAAAGCUUCCAUGUUUUCAUUGACGGAAGUCAAAUGUGCAUCCGGAGACAAUAUCAAGCAUGUGAUCUUCGAGAAUGUAGGGAAGUCAACAAUCAAGGUAGAGACCAGGGAACAAAACAUUGCAGGAGUGAAGAUCCCACAAUUUGAGUCUUUGGCCGAGACAGGAGAGUUAAAAAUUAAUCUGACAGGUUUGGCCCAGGGAGGGCAGCAGUUCCGGAUCUGCAGAACUGUGUUCCUGAAGCUGCUUGAAGUUCUAGUGGAGCUGGCGUCGUUGCAAUCGUCUUUCCUGACAUUAGAUGAGGUAAUCAAGACGACAAACCGUAGGGUUAAUGCGCUGAAGAACGUUGUGAAGCCAAAACUAGAGAACACAAUCGUAUAUAUCAGAGCAGAGCUUGAUGAAUUGGAAAGGGAGGAAUUUUUUAGGUUGAAGAAGGUUCAAGCGUUCAAGAAAAAAGAGGUGGAGGAGAAACUCGUAAAGAACAAGUCCUUGGAAGAGCAGAUGGCUAUGGCAACCUCGACCCCUCUAUCAAGUGAUAAUCCGAGUUCACCUGGUCGAGGUCGUAUUGGCAUCAGUCUGCAGACUUCAACAACUGCUCCAACCUUCCCCACUCUGCGCCCUCCCGUAUCCAUCGCCCCGAAUUUUCCUCCCUAUGUUCACACAAGAUCAUCCAAUUUUCAACCCAUGGAUACUCCAUCUCCACAACCUCGUCCCCAACCUCCAUCCUCAAACCCUCCUCCAACUGCAUCCAUCGGCUCUCAUGAUCCUUAUAGAAUCACAACCUCUUCUCCCUUGAUUAUGUCUACAAGUAAUCGUCUUCCUGUGAUACUUCCCAUGUCCGAUUUACUUAGUCCACUACCUUCUGUAUCCACAACCUCUCCUCCAUCUGCAUCCACAAGCCCUUCCCUAACUACGUGGACAAAUAAUCCUCCUCCCAUAACCGUAUUCUCGUCAUUCUGUCCUCCGAACACAACCCCAAGUCCUGACCCGUCAAUGAUUCUCACUAGCCAUUCUUCCUUGCCUGUAUCCACUAAGAGUCCUCCCAUGCCUCUGGACGAAUCCACAUUAUUCAGUCUUCCAUCUGCUUCCAGAACCCCUCUUCCAUUAGCAAUGCCUGUACGUAGUCCCCUGCCCUUGAGCGUAUCCUCAAACAUUUCUUUCAUGGACAUGCCAACUAUUAGUGUUCCUCCUAUGGUGACAUCUUCGAUAUCCAACUCACCCAGUCCUCAGAACUCUUAUUGCAGUCCUCAUUCCUCCGUAUCUAUCAGCAGCAACCGGUCGUCCUUGGCGAGGUCAGGAGUGCCACACGGAGCUGAUGAAGUCUGGGAUCCCGAUCCAGACAUUGUUUUCUACUGAGCUGGGAAGGGAUGUCAUCUGAGGGUCCUCUUGCUCUGGUUGGUGACCCUCGAUUAAAUGACGGUGGUCAUACCAGUUAUCAAAAUAUCAGUGAAUUUUGUACAGAAAUGUACAAUUUGACUCUAAUGCCUCUCUUGGCUGCGGCCUCAUGAAGGAUUCACUGAAGGACACAACGUCUUUGCACGCUAAUAAAGAACCUCUCAUGGUUCUAACCCAAUGUAGAUCGCUGGUAUGGACCUCUUGUGGGUCCCAGUUGUUCAAGUCAACAGGCCCUUUGAAGGUAAGCAGCGUCUCUUUCUUUUCUCUAUUUUCCUUUCUGUCUUAAUAUUAAGGAAAAUAGACAAGAGAGGGACAAAGAAUAAGGAGAAAGAAAGUGAUGAAAAAAUUGCAAUUUGGAUAAGAAUUUUGUAUUUGAAAUUUUCUUUUUUUAAAGAAGAGAUACAUUUAAUGAUCGUACUGAGAUUCUUUGUAAGUUUUAGAGUUGAAUAAUGAAUUUCAAAUUUGAUGUAUUGUUUUAAUUGAAAUAAAUCGUGUUUUAAAUGGAAUAUAAGGAAGGCUAAGAAAUUUAAAGUAAUGUAGGAAAGCUUUUACAAUUAAAAAUUUCAAUUCAUUAAAACUUCAGAGUACAAAGUGUUCACUACUAUAAUGAAAUUUUGAUUAGAUGUUUGAAACAGAAUUCAUAUUUAAUUUGUGAUUUGAGUUUAAAUUUUAAUUGAGAUUUUCAAUCAUAAAUUAUCUAACAGAAAAAAUAGUAAAGAAAUGAAUUUUCAACUUUAUGAAUAUAUUGUGUACUUGAAAAAAAAUAAAAAUAAAAAUAAAAAAUUGUACUUA